AUGGAUGUCAUCGACCAUCGUAUCAAAGCCUAUCGGUUCGUUGCCUAUGCAGCUGUGGGAUUUUCAGUAGUAGCCGUACUUUCGGUCUGUGUUACGCUACCGAUAGUAUACAACUAUGUGCACUACGUGAGGAAGUCACUUCAUAAGGACGCAUCGUUGUGUAAGAUAUCAACGAAUUCUAUUUGGAGUGACGUGGUCAAUUUGAAACAAGCCCAUUUCGGCAACAGAACCACGCGUCAGGCUAAUUAUGAGGAGAUAGAGAACGGAGGAUGCGAAUCCUGCUGUCGACCUGGGCCUCCAGGUCCUCCUGGCGCGCCAGGAAAACCGGGUAGACCCGGAAGACCGGGUGCACCUGGCCUGCCAGGGGUCCCAGGCUUACCGCCACCAGACAGCAGCUGCGAGCCUGUCUCCAUACCUCCAUGUCAAGAAUGUCCAAUAGGGCCACCUGGCCCGCCAGGAAAGCCGGGUGUGCCUGGAGAUCCAGGAGAAGAUGGACAACCAGGACCUCCUGGUCAAGAUGGCAAUCCAGGCCAACCAGGACCGAAAGGCCCUGCAGGACCGCCUGGAUUACCUGGAAAACCUGGUGAGAAGGGAGAAAUGGGAGAUGAUGCUCAAUGCGAACCGGUCACCGCUGGUGAGCAAGGACCACCUGGAGAACCGGGACUGGAAGGACUGCCUGGUAGUGCUGGUUUGCAAGGACCUCCUGGAACACCCGGCAAGCAAGGUGAAAAAGGACCAAGCGGAACUGAUGGUCAACCAGGACUCGAUGGCAGCCCAGGACGUCCUGGGCCACCUGGACCACCAGGACGUCCAGGCGAACCAGGAAUUUGUCCCAAGUAUUGCGCUAUCGACGGUGGUAUCUUCUUCGAAGAUGGAACUCGUCGUUAG
Messenger RNA from Cooperia oncophora, 888 nucleotides. NCBI's taxonomy places the organism in Eukaryota, Metazoa, Nematoda, Chromadorea, Rhabditida, Trichostrongylidae. The record is from the annotation of a GenBank genome assembly.